UUCAAAGGCAUACAUGUUCAAUUUAAUGCAAAAUGUAAGAUGAUCUUAACAACUGCCGCGUUCAAAACAACUGGGAUCGGAAAUCUCCGACUUCAGUCCGUUCAUGACAACUGGGAACCUGGGGGAAACAAACGAUAUCCGUAUGGGAAAAAUCUACCCAGAAUUCUGAAGUCUGAAACUUGGGCAUCUGUCUCUUGAGCUCCGACUUUCCGACAUGAAGAUCACUGACUUCAUGUUUUUUACGUGUUCAUUGUUGUCUUGUGGUUCUUUUAAUUGUUUUGAUCGCGGCAUUGAAAGUGCUGAACUACCGACACUACUUUCCGCGUUCAGAACAACUGGGAACUCGGAAAUCUCCGACUUCAGUGCGUUCAAAACAACUGGGACUAGCUCUGACUGGGAAAACUCCAUUUGAGUUGUCAAGUAACUCGGGGCAUUUCUAGAGCUCCGACCUGAAGAUGAAGACGUCAUGAUUUGACCUCGUAUGUUUUUCCGAGUUCCCAGUUGUUUUGAACGUAGGAACUGUAAUCGGUGUCUGACGUAUGAUGCACGCCCCCCAUUCCAACGCUUCCUGACAAAGAUGGCGGCGACCUUGUGCGGCAGGCUUUUACCAAAACAGGGAUGGCUUCCCCUGACACAGAGUGUCCGGCAUGGCUCUAAGGCAGUCACGCGUCACAGGAAGCCCAUGCACAUCCUCAAACAGAAGCUGAUGGCUAUCACAGAAUACAUUCCACCCAAACCUGCAGCUCCCCCCGGGGCUCUGACCCCCCGUGUCAAACCAGUUCAGGAGGAAAGUGGCCUGGUGUUGCUCUUGAAGAAGGAUUUGCAGACCAUGUUCCAGGACUGUAAGAUGAUCGCUGUGAUCCAAAACAACGCCACCAAUUCAGAGGACAUGCUGCUUCUCAAGCACAGGCUCCACAAGCAUGGCAUCAAAAUCAAGUUUAUCCCCAACCAGGUGAUGAGGUCCUACCUGGCAGACAGCCCUUACAUUAACAUGGGGCCUCUAUUCAUCGGCCAGACAGUUCUAUUUGUUAGUAAAGAGCCAAAGGUGAAGGAAAUGCUUUUGAGUUUGAGGACCAGCCCCCAGAUGGUAUUAUUGGGGGCCUGUAUAGAGAAGAUAUUGCUGAGUCGGCAGGGGGUGUUGAACUAUGCCAAGCUGCCGUCAGUGACCUUGGUCCAGGGAGAGCUGGUGAGUGGCCUGACCAUGCUGACCUCGCAGACAGCCUCAAUGUUGCAGCGCCACCCCGCCCACCUCUCAUUGAUACUCCAGCAGUACCUCAAACAGCAGGCUCCCGCAGGCAGUACCAACGGGACCCCAGGGGAGAGCCCCCCCAAGGCAGAGGAGACUGCUUAGGUCUAGACGAUUCACACCCGCGGGGGAGGGGAAGGGGAAGGAUGUCGGCAGCACUAUGGCUACUGGGAGGUCAUGUCUGCAGAUUUAAGGUCUGCCUCUGACCUGGAGGUCAUACAAUGUACAGUACAACAUGAACCGCUACAACACCUCUUGAGAGCAACUCUUGGAGAAAACGUGUUUUUGUUCCUUUUGUUCAUUAUUUUGAUUACUACUCAUGUUCUGUUCUAAGGCCUCUUUGACCAUAUCAAAAAUAAAUGAUGUUUAAAAUAUUG
This is a messenger RNA of Oncorhynchus keta (chum salmon), 1623 nucleotides long. RefSeq names its product mitochondrial ribosomal protein L10 (gene mrpl10). The coding region runs from base 482 to 1351 and encodes 289 amino acids. Lineage: Eukaryota; Metazoa; Chordata; Actinopteri; Salmoniformes; Salmonidae. Gene Ontology annotation, biological process: translation. Gene Ontology annotation, molecular function: structural constituent of ribosome. The transcript is spliced from 5 exons. The record is from RefSeq and is a predicted model, not a curated record. Gene Ontology annotation, cellular component: mitochondrial large ribosomal subunit.